GUAACGAUUAAUAGAAACAAUCGAGUCUCAGCGUGGAAAGUAGCGAAAAAUGGGUCUUUUUGAUUGCGUUGGUGGAAUCAUGCUCGCCAUUUUUAGAUGGGGCAUCUUCAUUGUGAACUUCCUAAAUUUGCUGUUUGGGGGAACUGUUAUUUUCGUUGGCAUUGCAAUUCUGGCUAGGCUUGAUAUUGCUGGAUUAGAAGGCCUUACGGACUCUGAUGCAAUUGGAGUUGUUUUAAUAAUCGCCGGAAUAUUCUCUGUCGCAAUAGCGUUUACCGGCUGCUUUGGCACUCUGAAAGGCUCACCUACUUUGAUGAAGACGUACGCUGGUGUCAUGUUCGUCUUGUGCGCGCUUAAUUUCAUUUCUGCCAUAUUUGCCUUCAUUGGCGCGUCCUACGGAGCUGGAGCGGUCUCCAUGGUUGUUUCCGUGCUGGAGCUCGUUGCUGGUAUUUUCUCUGUCCUCUUGUCAAAGACGUUCAGGAAAAAGAGAAUCGAGGAAAUGCAAGAAGCUAUGAGUAGUGCUCAUAACCAGAGUUAAGAAUUAAACAUUUAUCUGGUUAUUUGUAUUUACAAUUAACUAAAAUAAAUG
This is a messenger RNA of Cloeon dipterum, 586 nucleotides long. RefSeq lists its product as uncharacterized. Bases 50 to 535 code for a protein of 161 amino acids. The record is from RefSeq and is a predicted model, not a curated record. Gene Ontology annotation, cellular component: membrane. Lineage: Eukaryota; Metazoa; Arthropoda; Insecta; Ephemeroptera; Baetidae. The transcript has 5 exons.